This is a messenger RNA of Anarrhichthys ocellatus (wolf-eel), 2093 nucleotides long. It is a transcript of the gene rabggta, whose product is annotated as Rab geranylgeranyltransferase subunit alpha. The coding region runs from base 124 to 1764 and encodes 546 amino acids. The transcript has 16 exons. Gene Ontology annotation, cellular component: Rab-protein geranylgeranyltransferase complex; cytoplasm. Gene Ontology annotation, biological process: protein geranylgeranylation. NCBI's taxonomy places the organism in Eukaryota, Metazoa, Chordata, Actinopteri, Perciformes, Anarhichadidae. Gene Ontology annotation, molecular function: Rab geranylgeranyltransferase activity; zinc ion binding. The record is from RefSeq and is a predicted model, not a curated record.
UUGUAGUCGUUAGAAACCCUGAUAGUGACAUGACAAAUCAAACUACACUCUGAAAAAUAUACAACAAGCCAAGUAAAAAACCAACCAGAUCUUUUGAAGAAGACUCCUGCACAAACAGACAGGAUGCAUGGCCGAGUGAAGGUGAAAUCUACAGCCCAGCAGGAGGAGGAGAAGAGAAAGGAGAGGGAGAAGAAGCUGAAGAUAUACGUGGCUGCACGAGACGCCUGUUUCUCUAAGAGAAAAGAGGGCAUCUGGGACGAGGGGGCUCUCCAGAUUACCCAGCAGCUGCUAUCAUCCAAUCCUGACUUUGGAACCCUGUGGAACUACAGAAGAGAGAUCCUCAUGCACCUGGAGACUGUGAAGGACGAGGAUGAAGUGCAGAAGAUUUACGAGGCCGAGCUGUCCUUUCUGGAGUCUUGCCUGAAAGUGAACCCAAAGUCGUACGGCAGCUGGCACCACCGAGAUUGGGUCUCCACCCGUCUGCCUCGACCGGACUGGGCCAGAGAGUUGAGCUUGUGCGACCGCUGCUUGAGCCUGGACGACCGCAACUUCCAUUGCUGGGAUUACCGCCGGAUGGUUGUGAAGAUGUCCGGCGUGCCCGUGGAUCAGGAGCUGGCGUUCACCGAUCGUCUCAUCGGCUCCAACUUCUCCAACUACUCCAGCUGGCACUACCGCAGCACCCUGCUGCCGCUGCUCCACCCGGAGUCUCCCGAGCUCCCGUCGCCUCCCCGGUCCUCCCUCCCGCCUUCCCCGCAGACCCACUCCCACCGCGUCUGUGAGGAGCAGCUCCUCAAAGAAUAUGAGCUUGUACAGAAUGCUUUCUUCACCGACCCAAACGACCAGAGCGCUUGGUUCUACUAUCGCUGGUUGCUAGGCAGAGCGGAACGUGAGGAGAUGAUCAGCUGUGUGUUCGUCAGCCGGGAGGAGGAGCGAGUGUCCGUCGCCUUCUCCAGACCCGUCAACGCGCAGUCCGUCGGCCUGCUGCUGGUCCUCGACGGUCUGCCUCAGAGGGUGGAGUGGAGCAGCGUCCACCCGCGCUUCAAACACAGCCCUGUCUGGAUCUGUGACCUCCCUCCUGGAACGGUAAGCGACAUCACCAACGAACACAACCUGACUGUUCACUGGAUGGAGAAACACACCCACAGAGACUGUGCUCUGUACACAGGUCGGACCGAGAGUUGGUGUCGGGACUCUGCUACGGAUCAGGAGCUGUUCAGGAGCGAACUCUCCGUAGAGAAGACCUCGGUGUUACAGUCAGAGCUGCAGUCAUGCAACCAGCUACAGGAACUGGAGCCGCUCAAUAAGUGGUGCUUACUGACCAUCAUCCUCCUGAUGAGGGCGUUGGACCCUCUGGGGUACGAAAAGGAGACGCUCGCUCAUUUCCAAACGCUGAAAGAAGUGGAUUCCACGCGCUCGGCUUACUACAGCGACCUGUGCAGCAAGUUCAUGAUCGAAAACACCAUCCUGAAGAUGGAGUACGCUGAAGUGCGCGUCUUCAGUAUUUCUGACAAGAACCUGACCACUCUAUGCCACCUGGACCAGCUGUUAUUGGUCACCCACAUCAACCUGUCCUCCAAUCAGCUGCGUCGACUGCCUCCUCAGUUCGCCAUGCUGCAGUGCCUGGAGGUCCUGGAGGCCGAUAACAACUCUCUAGAAAAUCUGGAAGGAGUUUAUCACCUUCCCAAACUGGAGGAAGUCCUCUUGAAGAAUAACAGUAUCCUUACAUUUUUGAUUGUAUUCAUUGAUUUGAAUUCAUUUAAAUAAAAUGCAGCCGAUGCCGUGUGUGUGUGUGUAUAAAGGAGGUUUAUAGCCGCAGCCACUUCAGACAGGCAUUGAAAUAACAACCAGGCACAAUGAUGGAAAUGAUUUAAAACAAAACAAAGGAAUGAAAGUCUGUGUACGAUAUUAACCCACGUAUCUCCGACUUGCUCAACCGGCCUGCCGCUCCCGACUCCCUCAGAACUUCAUCCAUUUCAAACUAAAUGAAAUAAUGUUGGAUUAUUAUUUAAGGGGCACGGCGAUGAACACAAGUUAUAUCCACACAUUGGAGAAGAAGACAGUUAAAACAACCAAAGAGACAGUAGUGAUGUAGU